This is a messenger RNA of Trematosphaeria pertusa, 1978 nucleotides long. RefSeq lists its product as uncharacterized. The transcript has 3 exons. Bases 173 to 1720 code for a protein of 515 amino acids. The record is from RefSeq and is a predicted model, not a curated record. Lineage: Eukaryota; Fungi; Ascomycota; Dothideomycetes; Pleosporales; Trematosphaeriaceae.
GUAAGCUCAGCCCUACGUUUCUUUGGGGAGAAUUCGCGCAGUCCACCAAAGAGUCCGCUCAACGCCAGGGCACCCGCUGUAGUCCCACCGCCCGAUCCACUUGACCAAGACGGCCUCCUAGCACCUCACGUUCGUUCUCCCCCGCCCCCUUCAUAAGGUCUCUCUAGCCGCGAUGCCCGUUGCACUGGAACUUAUCGGCCGCGAUUCCAUAACGUACAAGUCGGCUUCCAAGGCAGAAUUCAAUGUUAUCAAUGAGGUAGCAUAUGUCCGCGCGGUUAAGGAGCUAUACCACAACCUCUGGCAGCAGAGAGCGUCGAUCGCAGCUCUUACCAGGCACCAUCUUAGGCUAGGCGCACAAGACACCUGCACCGUUCUGAACCCAAAGGAAUGGAUCCAAGGCAGCUUCAAUGUCUGCGUCUUUGUCGAAGUGACUUCCCACGGCUUAUCCAGGAGGCUUGUCUUUCGCUGCCCCAUGCCACACAAGCUUGCUGAAGCCAGAUACCCCGGCACGGUAGACGAGAAGCUCAGUUGCGAGGUAGGCGCGUAUGUGUGGGUGCAGGAGAAAUGCCCUGAUAUCCCGGUUCCUCAUCUGCUUGGCUUUGGCUUCUUGGAAGGUGGUCAUUUCACACACAUUGCACAGCGACCGUUCUACGUUCGUAUUAUGCACAUGUUCUGGCGCUGCAUCUAUAGCUUCCUUCGAUAUCCAAUCCUCUCGCACUAUAUUCAAAGCCGGCCCGGCGACGGCAUACGCUCAGCAUACAUGCUAUUAGAAAAUAUAGGCUCCGAGACAGGGGAGAUGCUGUCAGCCACGUGGGAGAAGCACAAAAGCGAUCCAUCCCGGAGGCAGAGACUGUUUGUUGGCAUGUCCCGGAUAAUGCUUUCUCUCGCCCGUGUUCCCCAGCCGCAAAUCGGCUCCUUCCGGUUCAACCACGACGGCACCAUAACGCUGACAAACCGGCCCUUGUCCUGCUCGGUCGCAAUCCUGGAAAACGACGGCGCAACGAGAACAAUACAGAAGGACAACACAUAUACAUGCACCGAGGCUUUCGUGUCAGAAAUGCUCACCUUCCACGAUCAUCGCUUCCUCAGUCAGCCUAACGCCGUCUACAGCGCAGACGACUGCCGUGGUCAAAUGGCGGUAAAGACGCUGCUUCGUGCGCUCUCCCACCGUUUCAUUAGACGGGAAUACCGUAACGGGCCAUUCGUUCUACAGCUUACCGACUUCAAUGCAAGCAACAUCUUUGUCGACCAGGAAUGGAACGUCACAUGUUGGAUUGACUUGGAGUGGAUCUGUGCCCUCCCUGCAGAGAUGCUCGAUGUACCGUACUGGCUUACUGGGUGCAGCAUUGACGAAAUAUGUGACGAGCGUUAUAGCGAAUUCAAGAAGGUACGAGAGGAGUUUAUGUAUAUUUUGAAAGAGGAGGAGCGCAUGGCCAUAGUAGAGCAUAAUGUUCCAAUAUCGACGGUCAUGCAAGAUAUGUGGGAGUCAAGAGGAGUGUGGUUCUGGCAUUGCUUAUCUUCCGUAGACGCUAUGUAUGUUCUGUUGGAGCUGCACUUAUGUCCCUCCGGGUCUCUGCCCGUUGACAUCGAGAAGGCUUUAUCGGACUUUUGGUGUAGAAACUCGGACGAGAUUGUUCAGAAGAAGCUCGCGGAUAAGAAGAGGUAUGAUGGUGAGCUCAAACGUUUAUUUGGCGAAGGAGCGGCUGCCGGGGACGUCUGAAGAAUCCAUGGAGGUGUCGAAUAAAUCCGUUGGCGCAUCAAACGAGUGAAGGAGCGGUCAGGAAGCGUGGUUGAUAGAUGACUAGACAGGUGUAGACCCCCGGGUAUUCGGCUCGAAUUCCUAUCUCCGCUGCCGUCAUUUACUUUCCUCCCUCUGUUCUUUCUCCCUUGCCUCUUUCUCCUUCUUCUCUCUUUUCUCCCGCCUUUUAGCUUGAGCGCGCUUGCCAGACGAGUCAACAACUGCUAAGUCCUUAGGGUU